CACAACCAGUCAGCCACAGCCAUGCAAGCAAAGUCUGGGCGUCAACGAGCGCGGGCCACUCGCUCAAGAACCGGCUGUCGAACUUGUCGAGCCCGCCGGAUCAAGUGCGACGAGACGCCAGGGAGAUGCCAAAAUUGUACGAUGGCGGGCUGGCCCUGUGAGGGCUCGGAUCUCAACCGCUUACCGGGCAAAGCGACGUAUAGCGCCCAGGACGCGGCACUGUUGCCGUCGGUGGCGGCGCAGUUCCCUUGGACUAUCACCUCCGACGAGAAACGCUGCUUCUCCUUUCUCUGGCAUCAUCAGAUCCCCACCUCGGUGGUUGUCUCGGGGGUGUCCGACCUAUUCUCGCCGCAGAACCUUGUCGGCCAACUGAGCGCUGUCGAGCCGGCCGUCUACCAUGCCCUUGUAGCCUUAAGUGCCAUCAAUCACCAGGUGCAUGAAGCGGGGAUUGCAAUUCCCGGACAGUCGCUGCGUAGUCAAUGGCAUUACUUCGCCCUGGAGCAGUCGCUGCGCUCAUUUGCUCUUCUGAAGCACCGGUCUGCCUCCCAAGAUCCACGUCUUCGCCAGGUGGUCCUGGUCUGCUGCCUGCUUUUCGUGCUGAUGGAGCUGGCGUCCGCCCGCUACGACGACGCCAACACGCACCUGCAAGCGGGGCUGAAGAUUCUUAACGAGGGGGCGCUGUCUUUGUUAUCCAUAGACCCAGCCCUCUCCGACGCCUUCCUCUACCUGGAAUCGCACUCGGCGUUUCACGGAGUCCACCGGCCCUUCCGCGAGCUGGACACCCAAUUCGCCCGCCUCGAGACCUUCGAAGCCCAGCUGCAACCAUUUCGGGAUGUCGAGCACGCGCGUCGGGCCCUCAACCCUCUCGUACCUACCAUCUUCCGCCUCCUGGAACAGUGCUGGAGCCUGUCCGAGACCAACCUCGCACGCCAAUACGGCGUCUUGCAGCCCAAACAACAGCGCCUGCUGUCCUGUCUGACCCAAGUCAGAUCCUACUUCGACGAUUUCCUGACAACGUAUCCUUACUUCACCGACCGCGAGCGACGCUCGGCCGACGUGGUGCAACUGAGUCUGCAGACCUUCACUUUAACCCUGAAGACCUGUCUGCACGGCCCGUGGGAUCCUGCAUUACACCCACUGUGCCCGGAGUUCGAGCAUCUGAUGGCGAAGACUGUAGCCCUGAACGCGCAAAUGGGGACCCGCCCGCAGUUUACCCCGGAUGGGAUCCUCUGCGCUGCCCUGAGUUUCCUGGCGCUGCGAUGUCCGGAUUACCCCAUCCGUCUGCAGGCUAUCGCUGCACUCCGGGCGUCUCCUCGCGCAGAGGGGUAUUAUAACGGCCUAGUGGUGGCGGAAUUCGCCAUCAGUGGAUUGAAGCUCGAGUUG
Molecule: messenger RNA, 1383 nt
Organism: Aspergillus japonicus CBS 114.51
Lineage: Eukaryota; Fungi; Ascomycota; Eurotiomycetes; Eurotiales; Aspergillaceae
Product: Zn(II)2Cys6 transcription factor
Exons: 2
Biological process (GO): regulation of DNA-templated transcription
Molecular function (GO): zinc ion binding; DNA-binding transcription factor activity, RNA polymerase II-specific
Source: RefSeq, a predicted model, not a curated record